This is a messenger RNA of Serpula lacrymans var. lacrymans S7.9, 1655 nucleotides long. RefSeq lists its product as uncharacterized. Gene Ontology annotation, molecular function: dioxygenase activity. Bases 372 to 1445 code for a protein of 357 amino acids. Lineage: Eukaryota; Fungi; Basidiomycota; Agaricomycetes; Boletales; Serpulaceae. The transcript is spliced from 8 exons. The record is from RefSeq and is a predicted model, not a curated record.
CAGAGAAAACACUUCCUUAUGUGCUUCGCACUGUACACGGUUGCCAUCAAACGUGGAUUCGUACCGAGGUCCCGACGCCCUUGUGACAUCAUGGUUUUGGUCUUUGACUGCCUGUUGGAUUGUAUUAGGAACCUUCACAUUGGGGAUUAGACAUUGCCACCUUUUACUUCGGUAAGAUUGCGAGGUGGGCGUAUGUCGGAUAACAGAUGAUGACAAAACACACUCAAGGAUAUAUUCUCUUCUCCCUUCUAAGAAGACCCCACUCGACGUAUAUAAAGCCUUCUUAUUUCAUCGUCCAGCAUUCAGCCCAGUUCCAGUAAAAAUCCCAGUACCUUCUAUUCUAUCAACCUAACCUUUUGCAAGAACUUAACAUGUCCACCACCACUGCUUUACCUCCCUUUCCCGAGAACGUUCCUACCCAUCCCUUGCUCGUCGUAGAUUAUGAGCUCAUUAAGGCGGGCGACGAACAAGAAAUCGAAAAGCUCUGGAAGGCAGCUACCGAGCUUGGUUUCUGGUACUUAAAGAAUCAUGGCGUGGACGAAAAGGUCAACGAGAUGUUCGAGAUGGGAGCCGAAACUAUGGCACUCCCUUUGGCUGAAAAGCUCAAAUAUGAACAAGGAGACGACGGCAUGUCUUUUGGCUACAAAGCCGCAGGCGCCAAUGCGACAGAUGAUAAAGGCUCUCUUGACACCGUCGAAUUUAUCAAUGUUUCGCAGGACGACGCCUUCGCCUUUCCCGCUCAGGCUCACCGAUCGUAUCCGUCCACUGUCGUUGCACGCAUGCCGGAGACUAUUGUGCCUUUUAUAAACAAGUCGGUCACAGUGAAUGAAACCCUUCUCAGCGUGUUUGAGGCUCGUCUCGGGUUACCUGCAGGCGCCCUGUUGGCCAAGCAUAAGAGGGAAGAAUAUAGUGGAAGCGAAGCGAGAUGUAUCAGGAAUCCUCCAAGGCCAAACGAUUGGCAAGAGGAGAAGGCUGCUCUCGGAGCGCAUACCGAUUUUGGCUCUUUGUCGUUUCUCCACAAUAGGCUGGGAGGCCUACAAGUGCUUGUCCCAGGUACAGAAAAUUGGCAAUAUGUCAAGCCUAUUCCCGGCCAUGCAAUUUGCAAUUUGGGCGAUGCCAUGACCAUAUUCAGUGGAGGCAUCUUGCGAUCUAACCUCCACCGUGUUGUGCCAUCCCCCGGUGAACAAUCGCACUUUCCUCGAUGGUCUCUUGUUCUCUUUACUAGGCCUGGCAACUCCGUCACUCUCCGUGCUUUGGUUGACGAAAGUUCCAUUAUCGCUGACGCCGUUGCGGCCAACACACGCGAGGAUUUGGACUUUAAGACUGGUGCAACUGCGAGUGAGUGGUUCGCCAGAAGGAUUAAGAACCAGAGGAUCAAGAAUCGUACGGGCCCUGAGACGUGGCAUGCAAGUCGGGGAACUGAGCAUAAGCCUCUGGCGGCGUAAUCAUACUAGUUAAUGGCUCCAAGAAAUGUAACUAUAGACGUGUUAUCAUCAUAUGUAUGUUUUCAAAGGAGUGUUUUCAAUCUUGUCGAUGUAGUUGACGCUCGUGAGUGUCUGGUGUAUUUACGGUGCAUGUCUACAGUUACCUAAAUGUGAUCAUGGGACUGGCAGUCUUAUGCGGGGAAAUAGGUAUCCGAUGUUACUUUGCGAGGC